GAGACCAACUUUAAGGAGCGCCUGGAUCUAGACUAAUUAUUUUGUCUUGCUUUCUUGCUGCAGAUGGGAAGAUUCUGAUGUUUCUCUCUCGAAUUGGAUUUGCCAUUGCCGUUAAAUUUCGGGAGCUUUUGGAUCAUCAUGUUAACUCCUGCAUUUGAGCUAAAGCAGGACCCAUCCUACCUUACUAUUAUCAUCAAAGCACGCUAUGCAAAGGUUUCGGAGACAGAAAUAUUUGUUGAUGGUGCCGAUUUCAAGUUCCAUUCAAAGCCAUAUUUUCUGAGGUUAAAUCUUCCUGGCCGUCUGAUAGAAGAUGGAAAAGAGAAAGCUUCAUAUGAUGUAGAUACAGGAACAUUUACUGUCAGAAUUCCAAAGGAGUCUGAAGGAGAAGAGUUCCAAGGUUUGGAUCUUCUUACUAAACUGUUAGCACCAUCUGGAGAAACUUCAGCUAAAGAACCAUGCAUUGAAGUAAUAGGCAAUGAUGAAGGAAGAGGUGAUGGAGAAGAUGUAGAAGAGGACUUUGAUUGGCAGGUUGAACAGCAGCCAUUUUGUGGAGAUGAGGAGGAUAGGGGGAGACUCGGUGGAAAUGUGACGUAUGGCUUUGCUAACAGGAGAAGUGGUGUCUUCAAGAGAUUGAGGGAUGAGAUCUGUGGAGUGGUAGACAUCGAUGAGGCAGAUAACAUCUCAUUACCAGAGAGAAAGAGAGCUAGGAUGAUGGCAGAGAAGGAGAAAUUUGAUGACAGUCAUUACCUAGCUGACUUGUAUCAAGAUGAUGCAAUCCAACCCCUCCUUCAAUUCAAACCUUCAUGGGUUCAAAACUACAAGAAAAUGAGAGAAAAGAUGGUCUUAGCCGGAGAAACAGCCUCAGGUCAAGACUUCACGUACAAUGUUGGCUUCACAGAAGACGAGAAGGAGUUGAUGGUGAAAUUACCUCGUAAAGAAUUCACCUUGAGUAAUGUAGAAGUUGAUGGUGCGUUGCUUGGAGUAGCAGACAUUCUCUUUGCAUAUGCUUACAAUGUCAGGUCAAAUGAAGGAGAGCAUUCUGUCGAGUCAGCUUGGACUGUGUGUAAGUUAAGCUCGACUCUGUCAUGCCUGGAUUGGUUCCAAACCCCCCGUGAGAUGGCCAUAGCUUGCUGCAGGAGGGCGCUGUGUUUUCCCUUGUACCGAAGCUGGGCGUUGUGUCGCAAGUUGCUCAAGGAUGUGAGGAUGAUACUGAGACUAGGUCGCAAUCAGGUCUUGAAGUGCUUCUUUGAAAUCCACAAACUUCUGUCAAAUGAUGAACCUCGCUACAUUCUCAAUGAUCUGUACAUCUCAGACUAUUGUGUGUGGCUACAAUCAAUUUCAAAUGAAAGACUUGCUGCUCUGGAGCAACAGAUUGGAGAGGCGCAGCUUGAGAAGAAAGACAUUGGUCUUGAUCUUGAUGACCUCGAGGAAGCAGCAUCGGUUGUAGAGGAUGACGAGAUGAGGAGGAAUGGGACAGAGCACCGGGAGGACCAGACACCAGGUCACCAUGGUAACCCAUCUCUUCAAGAACAUUCCAUGGACUCGGAUCAACCGCAGGUGAUUCAUCAAGUGGGUUACCCUGACCUGAUACGGAGAGCCACUCCAGGUCCGGAUGUCGUGACAGCUCAUAUCGUGAGGGCAGCAGAGACGGUUGCCAUGGAAAGGGAUGAUGACAGUGAUGAUAGUGAUGAUGAAGACAAUGUCCAUGUUGCUGAUGGAGGUGUGGUGCAGGAACAUAGCAUGAAGGAGAGUGGAACUUCCAGUCAGAUACCUAAAACUGGUUCUAGUUCUGAUGUAGGAGAAGUAUCGAACCUUAAUCAUUGUUCACCUGACAAUGACUCUGUUAAUAAAGUGAUCAUAGCAAGCACUGAUUGCUCAGAUGAUAGACUAGGUCAAGUCAUGCCUUCAUCAACCAACAGUUUAGACUUACCCCACAGUGGAUCCCCAUCGAGAACUAUGCAUAUAAGGAGAAAAGAUGAACAAGGCAAUGAUAGAGAGGAUGAGGUUGAGGUAGUAGAAACAAUGCAGGACAUGUUGAAUCAUCUCAGUUUAGAUCCAUCCAUUCCAUCAUCAUCAUCAUCGUCGUCGUCAUUGUCGUUGACGUCAUCGGGGCAUAAAUCAUCAAGUAACAAAGAAUGGGCUGAGAAGCCACCCACUAAGUUAGUUGAAAUGUUUGAAGACAAAUGA
Messenger RNA from Strongylocentrotus purpuratus (purple sea urchin), 2187 nucleotides. RefSeq names its product protein SHQ1 homolog (gene shq1). Gene Ontology annotation, biological process: box H/ACA snoRNP assembly. Lineage: Eukaryota; Metazoa; Echinodermata; Echinoidea; Camarodonta; Strongylocentrotidae. Bases 139 to 2187 code for a protein of 682 amino acids. Gene Ontology annotation, cellular component: cytoplasm; nucleoplasm. The transcript is spliced from 11 exons. The record is from RefSeq and is a predicted model, not a curated record.